Brettanomyces bruxellensis is the source of this 4281-nucleotide messenger RNA. RefSeq lists its product as uncharacterized. Gene Ontology annotation, biological process: intracellular calcium ion homeostasis. The transcript has a single exon. Gene Ontology annotation, molecular function: ATP hydrolysis activity; ATPase-coupled monoatomic cation transmembrane transporter activity; ATP binding. Gene Ontology annotation, cellular component: membrane. The record is from RefSeq and is a predicted model, not a curated record. Bases 1 to 4281 code for a protein of 1426 amino acids. NCBI's taxonomy places the organism in Eukaryota, Fungi, Ascomycota, Pichiomycetes, Pichiales, Pichiaceae.
AUGUCAAAAGAAGUGGACAAUUCUGAGGGUGUUCGCAUAUACAGCCCUCAAUCUCGAAGAGAAUCAUCGAAUUCUUCUGCUUUGCAUUCUAUCCAUUCGUCGGUAGCACACGCAGAGGAAAAUGACACAGAAAUCUUCUCUGGAGCAGCUUCGCAAGUUGUUCCAUCGUCUGUGUCAAAAUUCCAUCAUCACAUUCACUCUGUCAAUUCACCUUCUGUCGUUUCUCUAUCUCCCUCACAUAGUAGAGGGGGAGAGUCGUUUGUCCUAAGCGAGCCUUAUUUGGAUCAAACUGGGGAAACAGAUGAAAAUACAAAUACAACGGAUAGACAGUUUUCACAGAGAGCAAGAUUUAGUUUUUUCACUGCUGAUGAGAUCGAAUCUGCCAAGGGUGUCUCCAGUUUAAGGAGAAUGACUACAAAUUCACGCUCUGGCCCUGUUCCGGUUGAUUAUGACACAAACUGGAAUCAUUUCGAGGAUGAUUACACGGAUAGUGAGGCAUUGGCAUCUGAAGAUGAGUGUAGUGGUCUUUCUCCGGGAUUGGAUGCCACACAUGAAUCAGCAGAUUAUGGUAGCACCAAUAAUAGUAGAGAAGAUGAGUCCAAUGGUGAUACACAUGGAGCCGAGUAUGCCGAGAGGAGACUAGCAUACGAUGCUGAGAACGAGUUCAUAAGAAAGCAGCUUAGCGAUGAUGUGGUGGCAGGAAAUUACAAGAAAGCUGAUGUCAAGUAUCACGACCAGCUAUUUCUCCCCAAGUUUCCAGCCCGCAAUGAAAAUCAGCGAUUCUAUCUUGCUGAGGAGGAUCUUGUGGUUGGUAUUGCCUCUUACAGAAUAACGAAGAUGGGAUUGGUACUUUAUUACGUGAUCGUCACACUCACCUUAGGUCUUGGAUACCUAUUUUUCAGAUGGUUUCCUAGAUAUAAAAUACAGAUAUUGGCCGAGCGUGUCCCAUUAGGAAAAGCAGAAAUGGUAGUUAUUGAGGAUGAGUAUGGGCUCUUGGAUGUGAUCAAUGUGAAGCGAGAAUGGUACAAUAGGAGAAUAUCCACAUUCAUAUGGCCAUCCGGCAUAUAUCCUAAGGAGGACGAAGUUGGAGACGAGGAUGAUUCAAUUAUUCCUAUUCUCAUCUUUUUUGAAUAUCGUUACAUGAAGUUUUUCUACGACCCUAGAGUUGACCUCUACAGGUUGGCAACAAAUUGGCUUGAUAAGAGAUGGUGCCAUUAUCCUGAUCUCAAGGAUGGAAUAACAAAGGAAGUCCAUAUGGCAAGAAGGGACACUUUUGGGAAAAACAUAAUAGAAAUAAAAGACAAGUCAGUGUAUGCACUUUUACGGGAUGAAAUACUGCAUCCAUUCUACGCUUUUCAAAUCUUUUCCGUCAUCCUUUGGCUAUCCGAUAACUACUACUACUAUGCAUUUUGCAUCUUUAUAAUAUCCGUUCUAUCGAUCUCCCAGUCUUUGAUAGAAACACGACAGAAUAUGGAAAGAAUGAGACAGCUUGCUUUGUUUGAAUGCACAAUCCGGGUUCGUAGAAAUGGAUACUGGACGGAAGUUUCUUCAAGUGACUUAGUUCCAGGUGAUGUUUACGAAGUUUCAGAUCCUUCUUUAUCUAUUUUACCGUGCGAUUCAUUGCUUUUAAGUGGGGACUGCAUUGUUAACGAGUCUAUGCUUACUGGAGAAUCAGUCCCAGUGUCGAAAGUCCCGGUUGCAUCAGAUACUGUGAAAAAUCUAAAGCAAGAAUACACCGGAGCGAAGUUUUCUUCUCACUUCACCAAGUCCUUUUUGUACAGUGGAACAAAGAUUGUUAGGUGUCGAUAUGGUAAUAACGGUACGGAGCCAGCAACUGCAUUGGUCAUGAGAACAGGAUUUAAUACUACAAAGGGGGCAUUGGUUAGGACAAUGCUAUUUCCUAAACCCACAGGAUUCAAGUUCUAUGAGGAUUCAUUCAAAUAUAUUGGUGUUAUGGGACUUGUUGCCGGCAUUGGCUUUUUAUUCUCCAUCAUUAAUUUUGUUAAGCUUGGUGUCGACACAAAGACCAUCAUUUUGCGUGCGUUGGAUAUCAUCACCAUUAUUGUUCCACCGGCUUUACCGGCUACUUUAACCAUAGGUACAAGUUUUGCUUUGGCACGCCUUCGGAGGAAGAAUAUAUUCUGUAUUGCGCCAACGAGGCUCAACAUAGGUGGAAAAUUGGAUGUUGUGUGCUUUGAUAAAACGGGAACUCUUACUGAAGAAGGCUUAGACGUUAUGGGACUAAAUGUAUCGAAGUCCAUGACAGAUAGGAAGCAGCACGUGUUUUCCGAUCUCUUUGAGAAUUUGGAAGAAAUGAUGUCGCUGGAAAAGAAUAACAAACAGUCGAUGGAUCUAUUCUUAACAAUGCUUACAUGCCAUUCGUUAAAACUUAUCGCGGGAGAACUAAUUGGAGAUCCAUUGGAUGCAAAAAUGUUUGAAUUCACGGGCUGGAAAUUGAUUGAGGAGCCUUCUGAAAAUCAGCAGUUACAGCACUACAUAUUGCGGCAUAAAUUACCACAGAAUGCAAAUCCAAUAUUAUUUACCGCAAGCGAUGGAAACAAUGCCGAUCAAAGCUUUGUUCAGAUAAAGGAGUAUGAGUUCAUCUCCCAGCUCAGGCGAAUGUCUGUCAUAUGCCAGUCAUAUGACGAUGACGAUGAUGAGAUUAAAGUUUUCGUGAAGGGAGCACCAGAAGUUAUGGAAGAAAUAUGUCUUUCGGAGAGUAUCCCUGAAAAUUUCCAUGAAUUACUUUCGCAUUAUACACACUCCGGAUACAGGGUUAUUGCAUGUGCAACCAAAACCAUUACACGUCCACCACGUUAUCGUAAAAAUACGAAUAAUUUGACAUUUCUGAAUGAUUUGUCGCGUGAAAAAGUGGAGAGUGAACUAGAAUUCAUCGGUUUCAUAGUUUUUGAAAAUAAGCUUAAAGGAUCCACAAAGCGUGUUCUCACUGAAUUAAGAACUGCAGGAAUCAGAACCAUUAUGUGUACCGGUGAUAAUAUUCUUACUGCCGUGAGUGUGGCUAAGGAAUGCUCUCUUAUAAAUGACUCAACCAAGGUUUAUAUCGCUUCGUUUAACUUCAAAAAUCCGGCUUUUGGUGAUUCACCAGCACAAGGUCAGCCUCUGAUUGUAUGGAAUGAAGUUGAUAAUCCAGAUCUUCAACUAGAUGCGACUACCCUGGCACCAACAAAUAUAAACCAGGAUGAUAACUACUGUGUGGCAGUGACAGGUGAUGUCUUCAAGUAUAUUUUGACUGAGAUGGCGAAUCAGCAGUACUUGAUAGAGAGAAUGAUCAUGAGAGGUGCAAUAUUUGCUAGGAUGUCGCCAGAUGAAAAACAUGAGCUUGUCGAUCGGCUUAAAUCUUUGGACUACACUGUAAGCUUUUGUGGUGAUGGUGCGAACGAUUGUGGUGCGCUCAAAGCUGCAGAUGUUGGAAUUUCAUUGAGUGAAGCUGAAGCAUCUGUUGCUGCGCCAUUCACUUCCCGAACAUUUGAGAUUUCCUGUGUGCCCGAUGUGAUUAAAGAGGGCCGUGCGGCAUUGGUUACAAGUUUCUCGUGCUUCCAGUAUAUGUCGUUGUAUUCUGCCAUUCAGUUUAUCAGUGUUUCCAUAUUAUACAAAGAAGGUGUGAAUCUAGGUGACUUCCAGUUCCUUUACAUUGAUCUGUUCUUGAUAAUUCCAAUCGCCAUAUUCAUGUCAUGGUCAAAAGCAUACCCAAUCAUGUGCAAAAAGAGACCCACCGCUAAUCUAGUGUCUCCAAAAAUUCUUAUACCUCUACUUGGCUCCAUCCUCAUCGAGUGCUUUUUCCAGAUAUUUGGCUGGCUUUGGGGCAAACAUCCUCAAGAACCGUGGUAUCGCAAAGCUGUUCCGGGCAAUGAUGAAGAGGUGAAAUGUUCUGAUAACACUGUUGUUUUUCUCUUUGCGAAUUUCCAGUACAUUUUUGCUGCAUUGAUGCUAACGGUCGGGCCUCCAUACAGAGAAUCUGCCAUUAAGAAUAGGCCUUUCAUUAUAACAAUCAUACUCACGAUUUGCUUGUCGAUCGGAUUGAUGGGUAUUGAUCCAGCUUCCUGGUUUGGAGAUUUGAUGGAUUUGACAUGGACACCAUGGUCUUUGGAUAUUCAACUAUUGAUAUGUGCGUUUGUCAAUUACGCAGUUUUAGAGUUUGGCCAGAAGCACUUAUUUAUGAAGAUCGCCCGAUUCUACAAACACAUGUUUGGAAGAAAGAAGUCCAAGAAGAAGUUCAAAAACUUGAAAAAGGAAUUUAGCAGUUUUGGCCUAGAGGCAUAA